This is a messenger RNA of Limulus polyphemus (Atlantic horseshoe crab), 1343 nucleotides long. RefSeq names its product vasopressin V1b receptor-like. Gene Ontology annotation, molecular function: peptide binding; G protein-coupled receptor activity. Gene Ontology annotation, biological process: G protein-coupled receptor signaling pathway. The coding region runs from base 129 to 1214 and encodes 361 amino acids. The transcript is spliced from 2 exons. Lineage: Eukaryota; Metazoa; Arthropoda; Merostomata; Xiphosura; Limulidae. Gene Ontology annotation, cellular component: membrane. The record is from RefSeq and is a predicted model, not a curated record.
CGAAACAAAACAACAGCAUAAAACCUUAAAUCUUCGCAGAAAAUUUCAUCUUUAUUUGACGUUAGGGAAAAUAAUUUCUCUACACUCAAGAAACGAAGCGCAGGGGUUGAAAGAGUUUUUAAGACAGAAUGGAGCUGAACGGCACUAGAUGUAGCAUGAACAUCACCCAGGAGGACUGUGGCCAGAAACCGACAGUUCUCGGUCCGAAGUAUCAUCAUCAGGUGAGAGUCUAUACUCUCGUGACCAUGAUCGUAUUUUCCUUACUGGGUAACUUAACUAUGUGUCUGCACAUCAAACAGAAGUGGCACCACAGGAGCGCCAUCCACGUGCUGUUUCUGAACCUUGCUGUUGCCGAUAUUCUGGUCACUCUGGUCACCAUGUGUUCUCAACUGGUGUGGGAGUUCAUGGACCGAGAAUGGAUUGCUGGUGAUGUUUUCUGCCGGACCUUUAAGGUCUGUCAAACCUUCACUAUGGUUUCUUCGAACUACAUGCUGUUAGCUAUUGCGUUGGAUCGUCACACCGCCAUAGUAUAUCCGUUGUUUCGCAACGCUCGCACAAAAGCUUUGAUUACCAGCGCGUGGGUGUUAUCUUUAUUGCCAUCCUUACCUAAUGCCUACGUUUUCCAGACUGUCACCUUGUCUGAUGGCAGAGCGUACUGCGUUGCUAAGUUUUAUACGUCCUCUCUCUCCCUCUUUCACAGACAAGUAUACAUGGCUCUGAUUCUUCUAGCAGUUUUUAUCCUUCCUAUCCUGAUCAUCAUAAUCCUGUAUUCCAGGAUUAUAUACACAAUGUGGACAAGAUCUGGAAGUCUGGACCGGUUUCGAUCCAGAAAAGAACAUUUUAUAGAUCCUACACGGAAGGGGAAAAGAACGAAACGUCAAAGCCUAGACACGUCAAACUCACAGAUUUCAAGGGCGAAAAUAAAGACGUUAAAAAUGACCUUGGCUAUUGUUUCAACAUUCUUAACCGCGAGCACACCUUAUUUAGUUCAAGAAAUCAUCAUUGCCUUUGGAAACCCUUCUCUUCUGAACCAGAAUGUUGUAGCUUUUUUUGGAAUUUUCUCAGCUAGUAACAGUGCUUUGAAUCCAUACAUCUACUUUGUGUUUAAUUCCAACACUCCUUUUGCUAAAAAGAUAGCUCAUAGUACUUGUAACUGUUGUCUGCCUGUUUCAACAAAGACAGUCAACGAAACCGAGAAGACAAGUCAUGUGUAGCUAGGACGAUACCACAAGCAAAGGAUUCGUGUGACCCUCCAACGAGAAGACAAGACACAGGCACGUGUGGUUAGAAUUAUAACACAAACACAGAAUUCGUGUAAAACAAAUUGCAUUUGUUUCUAAAAG